Chrysochloris asiatica (Cape golden mole) is the source of this 828-nucleotide messenger RNA. It is a transcript of the gene PWWP2A, whose product is annotated as PWWP domain containing 2A. The record is from RefSeq and is a predicted model, not a curated record. The transcript has 3 exons. Lineage: Eukaryota; Metazoa; Chordata; Mammalia; Afrosoricida; Chrysochloridae. The coding region runs from base 25 to 828 and encodes 267 amino acids.
GAGGAGGGAGAAGCCAGAAAGAAAAUGGCGGCUGUGGCUGCAGAGGCGGCAGCGACUGCAGCGUCCCCUGGGGAGGGGGGCGCCGGAGAGGCCGAGCCUGAGAUGGAGCCCAUCCCGGGCAGCGAGGCUGGUACUGACACCCUCCCGGUCACGGCCACUGAAGCAUCUGUGCCGGACGGGGAGGCCGACGGGCAGCAGUCCGCUCCUCAGGCCGAUGAGCCGCCGCUCCCGCCACCACCGCCGCCGCCAGGGGAGCUCGCCCGCAGCCCAGAGGCGGCGGAGCCAGAGCCGGAGGCUGAGGAGAAGCUGCCUGCACGGGCUGCGGAUCCGGCGACAGUCGCGCUCCAAGAAGGGCCCGACCUUUCACCUUCCCCUGUUCCGCCACCCGAGCAGCCUCUGGCUCCAGAGGAGCGCGAGGAGCCGCCGCUACCCCAGCCCGUAACCCCGGCUCUCGUGCCGCCAACGGGCGGAGACUCUGCGGUGUCGCAACUGAUCCCCGGCUCGGAGGUGCGGGUCACGCUGGACCACAUCAUUGAGGACGCGCUCGUCGUGUCGUUUCGCUUCGGGGAGAAGCUCUUCUCUGGUGUCCUUAUGGAUCUGUCCAAAAGAUAUGAAGUGCAGAGACUCCCAUUCACAGCUCUCCAUUCUGUUUGCUGCAACAGCACACACUCUGAUGGUCUCAACAAAUGGCAGCAAUUACAUCAGACAGUGACGAGUCCUGCUGCUCCCUUACAGUGUCUGACAGACCACUGUGGAUUCAGAUUGGGAGCAUUGAAGUUAACAGUGAAACGGGCAGGUCUGUCUGUUUUGAGCACUGCCACAGAGUGA